Messenger RNA from Ricinus communis (castor bean), 2713 nucleotides. RefSeq names its product BTB/POZ domain-containing protein At5g48130. The transcript is spliced from 4 exons. The record is from RefSeq and is a predicted model, not a curated record. Gene Ontology annotation, molecular function: protein binding. The coding region runs from base 596 to 2617 and encodes 673 amino acids. NCBI's taxonomy places the organism in Eukaryota, Viridiplantae, Streptophyta, Magnoliopsida, Malpighiales, Euphorbiaceae.
AACAUGAUACCACGUAUGUUUUAGUUGUUAAUGGAUGUUGACAGCAAAGAAUAAAUUGGAUAAAUCCCAAUUGAACCACUGCCUUGAGAUAAGAAAAUAAAAAUAUGAAGAUUGAUGCAAGUUUUGUUUUGUUUUUUUUGUUUUUACAUCACACAGGAAGCAGAUGAAAAGAGGCUUUGUGAAUGUAGUGGCCGAGGCCACUGGAAUUCAACCUCUCAUCACUCGAGGAACGUUGUUGAAGCCUUAAAUUUUGGAGUUUUGAGUUGUUCACUUCACUCGUGUGCAUAUUGAUCUUUGACUAAAAUAAACAAUUACAAAAUAAUAAUAAUAAUAAUAAUAAUAAUCAAUGUAUAAAACUAAAUGCACGAGUGUUGGUGGAUUUAACUGAUCAAACCACCUCUUUCUUUCUUUUUAUUUUUUGUUUACUUCGAUUCUCGAGAUGGGUUUCGAGCAUUUAUGGCCAUUGAAUGACACAAAUGAAAAGAGAAGCAUAUGUUUGUACUUGCAGUAAAAUUAAGUGUGUGAUUUGGUUUUCUGUAGUUUCACUACUGGGUAAUAUCUAAGUUUGUCAGAUCAUUUUCAUGAGCUAUUUUUAAUGGAUGUUGCAAGCUCUAAAGAUAGUUCAGUUGCCUCGAGUCCUUUUUCUUCACCCAACAUUGGAGCCUUACUAAAGAUUAAGAUCAUUUCAUGGAGUCAAGAGACUGGUUUGCCUGUCACAGUUCGUGUUCGAGUUGGUGACAGAACCUUCAACCUUCACAAGAAUCCCUUGUCUUCGAAAAGUGGAUAUUUCAAGAAAAGAUUGAUCGAGACGACUGAGCUUGAACUGCCACAAGAAUUCCCUGGAGGGCCAGAAACCUUUGAGAUGAUUGCUCUAUUCAUAUAUGGCUCAUCCACAUUGAUUGACCCUUUCAAUGUAGCAGCCCUGAGAUGUGCAGCAGAGUUCCUUGAAUUGAAAGAAGAGUACUGCUCCGGCAAUCUUUGUGAGCGUUUUGAUCUCUAUCUGAAUCAAGUUGUGUUGCAAAGUUGGGAUGAUACGCUGAUUGUUCUUCAGAGGUGUCAAACACUGCUUCCAUGGUCUGAAGAGCUGCUGAUUGUUGGCCGCUGCAUCGAGUCUCUUGCCUUCAUGGCUUGUAUGGAGAUUCUUGACCCAGAAAGGAGAAGGGACAAACCAGUUGUGACAUUGGAGGCCUUGGCGGGCCAAGCUUGGAGUCGCGAAACAGCCAAGGAGAUGGUGAUCCAGGAUCUUUGGAUCAAAGAUCUAAUUGCCCUACCAUUUGGAUUCUUCAGAAGGAUAAUAGGAUCCUUGAGGAGGCAGGGAAUGAAGGAAAAAUAUGUUAGUCCAGUCAUUGUUUUCUAUGCAAACAAAUGGGUACUAUCUAACAAGACACGACAAUUCUGGGAGAAUUCUGGUGAUAGACUUGGCAAUGUUGAUGCUAACAACAGAGUUUCAACUAUACUACAAGGUAUUCUUGAUUUGUUGCCAACGAGAGAGAAGGCUAGGAGAGUGAUUCCUGUUGGAUUUUAUUUUGCAUUGCUUUCUAGGUCCUUUGAAGUUGGGUUGAGAAGUGAAAGCAAGACAAAGUUGCAAGAUCAAAUUGCAUCUCUAUUGCACUUGGCGCAAGUAGAAGAUUUUCUCAUUCCAAAGACUGGGACAGACUCAGUUGCUACUAGCAUGGAGUUAGCUACUAUGGAAAGCAUAUUUUCCACUUAUGUGACACUUAACAUGGAUGCAAACAACACUCCUUCACCGAGAAACUCAGCUGUUGCAGAAUUAUGGGAUUCAUACCUCUCUCUUAUUGCUUCUGAUCCAAAAAUGGAGCCCAAGAGAUUCACGGGACUUGUUGAAACGGUACCGAUAUCUUGCAGGCAGAGCCAUGAUCAACUAUACCAGGCAAUGAGCACCUUUCUGCAGGCACACCUAGAUGUAUCCCAAGAAGAAAAGGGGUUAGUCUGCAAAUACCUCAACUGCCAAAAAUUAUCCCAAGAGGCAUGCAUUGAAGCAGUUCAGAAUGAGCUGUUGCCUUUACGUUUGAUUGUCCAAGCUCUCUUUGUUCAACAGCUGAAUACACACCAAGCCUUCAGAGAAUGCUCAGAUUCCUUUAGGUUUGCAAACUGUCGAGAGUUCUCUGGAAGCCUCUCAAGUUCAAGGUGUCCAAACUCCAAAAGCCAAAAUUUAUUUGAGACUACAAGCCCAUAUAGUGAAGGAGCAGAGCCAGUGAGUAGAACGCUGAGUUUCUUGCUACAAAAAGAUGUUGCAGAACAGAGAUAUGAGUUAUCAAGGAAAGAAUACGAGUCUACAAGCUUCAGAAUUCAGAACCUUGAACAAGAGCUCUUGUCACUGAAGAAGAGCCUUCAAUUGCAGAGUUCUAUAAAGAGAGCAGAACCAAUGCCAGCCAAAGCACAAACCAUGAAAUUAUAUGGCAUGGAAAACAGAUCAUUAAGCAAGAAGAGGAACCCACUUGGGCAAGUUACAGGUUGCAUCGGUUCUGUGAAUUUUGCUUCACAAAGAAGGUAUGCUAGUAGGCUACUGAAAGUUCUCCGCCGGAUUACCUUGUUCGGAAGUAGAAAACCGAAGAAAAAGCCAAGCACACCUGGCUUGGUAGCCAAAGAAGCAUAAUAGAAAAAUCAUAGGCAAAAGAUGUAUGAUAACACUAGUAAAUGAAAAUUAUAUUAUGCUGAAAUGCAAUAUAGUUACAUUAAAAUUAGAGCUAAA